This is a messenger RNA of Platichthys flesus (European flounder), 977 nucleotides long. RefSeq names its product microfibril-associated glycoprotein 4-like. Lineage: Eukaryota; Metazoa; Chordata; Actinopteri; Pleuronectiformes; Pleuronectidae. Gene Ontology annotation, biological process: elastic fiber assembly. The transcript has 7 exons. The record is from RefSeq and is a predicted model, not a curated record. The coding region runs from base 135 to 863 and encodes 242 amino acids.
ACAGGUGAGAUGAGACAGGUGAGGAGAGACAGGUGAGGGGAGACAGGUGAGGAGAGAGAGAUUGGUCCAGUUUCAGCAGAAACCAGUUGGUGAGGGACGUUUCCUGGAAGCUGGAGAAUCAAAGAGACCAGAAGAUGUUUCAAGUCGUCCUCCUCCUCCUCUUGGCUCCGGCGUUGAUCAGCUGCCGUGCCGUUGAGUAUCCGGCUGACUGCAGCCAGAUCAGUGAGGUCGGAGAUCAGCACCAGAGCGGCACCUACUCCAUCUACCCUGCAGGAGAGAAGCUCAGAGUCGAAGUGUACUGUCAGAUGAGUCCAGACCAACCAGCCUGGACAGUGAUUCAGACCAGGAUGGAUGGAACCGUCAACUUCUACCGGCCCUGGACUCAGUACAAGGUCGGCUUUGGUUCGGUGUGGGGAGAACACUGGCUCGGUCUGGACAACAUCCACUAUCUGACCUCAGGACCCACGAAGUUUGAGUUACAGGUGGACAUGGAGGACUUUGAGGGAAAGAAGGCGUCUGCACAUUACAAGAUCUUCUCUGUGGACUCUGAGUGUAACGGAUACACUUUGACUGUGUCUGGAUUCACAGAUAAAGGGGCAGGAGACUCCAUGAAGGAACACAAUGGCAUGAAGUUCUCGACCUUUGACAAAGACCAGGACACGUGGCCUGAUAACUGUGCCUCAACCUUCAUGGGAGGUUUCUGGUACAACAAAUGUCACCAUGCAAACCCUAAUGGGGUUUAUCGCUGGGGGCAGGAGAAGACUCCCUUUGCUGUUGGAGUUUCAUGGUUCACUUGGAAAAACACCUAUGACUACUCUGUGAAGUCCAUCGUCAUGAAGGUCCGUCCUGUGCAGCCUAAGUAACUUUCAUAGAGCAGCAGCAGACCUCAUGUUGAUCUGUCUCAACAUCUGUCCCCUUCAUCAGUCAAAGUCAAAUGAAAUCACAAGUUUGAACCCUGAUGUCAAUCUUCACCUUCU